Molecule: messenger RNA, 1450 nt
Organism: Thamnophis sirtalis
Lineage: Eukaryota; Metazoa; Chordata; Lepidosauria; Squamata; Natricidae
Source: RefSeq, a predicted model, not a curated record
UUAAUGAGAAAGCUUGUUAGAUACUGAAGAGAAAAUUUGAUUUUAAGAUUCUUGAAAGGAGGUCGUGGUGACAAAAAUAAGGGCAUGUCCUCUUUUCGCCAGACAUCCGAUAACCCUCACCUUGCCUGACCUUGAAAGUGCUAAGCAAGAUCCAAUAACAGCAUUUAGGAUUUGGAUGGGAAACCAUCAGAUGCCAAAGCUGUUCACUAGAUUGAGAAGUAAAAAGCUUUUUAAUCAUCACUAUGAGAUGCUGUAUAAAUAGUUUUAAGUCAAUCAAUCUUCAGGAGUAAAGUCUGAUUUGAGGACACCUUUGUAUUUUUAUGGUGCUUUUAGUUUUUUUUUAAUAUUACUAUUCAGGAAUAACUUUUCAAAGCAAUAAGUCUAGCAGUGACAUUUGAAAACAAUGAUAAAUUUUCUUAAUUUCUUUCAAGAAAAUGACAUGAUACAAAUCUAAUUAUUAUUAUGCAUCAUCAUUUCCCUUACUUAACUUUGAAAAGAAAGGGAAAUAUCUGAUAUUCUAGAAGUAUUUUACACUAAUUUUGGUAAAAUCUUAAACCGGGAUCAUCACUAUUGAUUUGUUUGGAUUCAAGAAGUUCAUGUAUUUAAUAUGAUUCCCACCCACUGCAGUUUCCAUGAGAUAGCAUAUAAAUCUUGCAAUGUGUGAUAAUAUUAUUUUGAUUUUAAUGAUGAGAUGAUGAUGAUGAUGAUGAUGAUGAUAACAGAAGUAUUCAUUUUGUGUUUGAAUCCAAAGCCUACAUGGUCCUAAUUUGGUUUGAGAAAGUAUUUGAUUCUCAUUCUCAUUACUUAUUUAUUCCAGGUAAUCCAGAAACCUGUACAUCAUGUAUCCAUAAUUAUUAUAUGUACAAUCAGCAGUGUUAUAGAACAUGUCCUCAAACUACUGUCCCAGAUGACAAUUCUCCCAUAUGCAUUGAGUGUCAACCCAAUUGUCAAAGCUGUGACAGAUAUCAAUGUUAUUGGUGUGAAGAAGGUUUUUUCCUUCUAGGUGGGACAUGUGUGAGAGAUUGUGGAGCUGGCUUUUACAAAGACAAAAUUACAGAAGAGUGUGAACCAUGCUACAGGACAUGCAAAACAUGCAUAGGGGUCAACUACAAUGACUGUACAAGCUGCCAAGGAAAUUUACAGCUGCUGCAUGGGAAGUGUGUAAAUCCCCAACACAAGGGAAAGCAUGGGAAAUUUUGGAACGAGAAGCUGAAGCUGCACUCCUCAGACGAUUUGGGCUCCGCAUUCCUGAAGGGCCGCUUCUUCCCUUAUGUCCUGUCGCGAUCCUUGCGGUCGGCUGAGAUCGAUCCCUUCUCGGUGUCCUCCAGGCAUCAAAUUGAGAUGGAAAGAACACUUAAAGAGGCAUUCUUGGAGAAUGCCCAGGUGCUGCCGAAGGCUUUUCCCUUCAAGGCUCACCAAAAUCCAAGCCUGAGCGUUAUCCGGAAGCGAU